Messenger RNA from Apis dorsata (giant honeybee), 4043 nucleotides. It is a transcript of the gene Cep135, whose product is annotated as centrosomal protein of 135 kDa. Lineage: Eukaryota; Metazoa; Arthropoda; Insecta; Hymenoptera; Apidae. The transcript has 20 exons. Bases 89 to 3652 code for a protein of 1187 amino acids. The record is from RefSeq and is a predicted model, not a curated record.
UUUUUAAUAGUAAAAUAAGAUCUAAAAUUUUCAUUUGCUUUACAUUAUUUUGAAAUAACAAAAUAAAUUGUUUAUAAAAUUUAUAAAAAUGAGUACGGAAGAUGAAUAUAAUAUAGCCACAAGAUAUAGAACUGUUCGUAAACAUUUAGAUAGUUUAGGCUAUAAACAAGCACUUACAUUUGAUGCACUUCCACUAAUUGAAAAAUUGUUGGCUGAUUUGAUACAAACAACAGAAAGUUUGAAACAUUUUAAAAAUAUUGCUCAAGAAAAUAUUGAGGCACAUAUUCAAUUACAAUCAACAAUUGAUCCUUAUAAAUGUGAUAAUGUAAGGCUAGUGCAAGAAUGUAAUCAGCUUCAUUCAGAUUUGAUAAAAGAAAAAGAAAGUCAUCAAAAGCAAAUUAAAGAUCUUAAGAAAGAAAUAUAUAAAUUAGAGCGUGAAUGUAAUGAUCUUCAACUAUCAUCUUCUCGCAAUUUACAUAGAAUUAAGGAAUUAGAAACUGAAUCUGCUAAGAAGUCAAAAAGAAUUUUGGAACUCCAAGGAAAAUGUUUAAAACCAACUAUUAGCAAUGUUGGAUUAGCUUCUAAGAAACGUUCUGUUUUCCCACUUCGAAGACCAGUUAUAGAAAGUGAACCAUUACCAAAAACAGGAAUUAAAUUUACACCAUUACCAAAUUUAAGCACUGUGGAACCAAAAAUUAUUGAUUUGUUAAAUAUGGCAGAUCAUAAGAUGAAUUGUUUGAGUCAUGAGGUAACAAAUUUAAAAGAAGAACUCUCUUUACAAAAUGACAAUAUUCAAAUAUUAAAAAGUCAGUUGACUAAUAAAGAAAAAGAAAUUUUACGAUUGAAGAAAAUGUUAGAAGGAGGUAGACCAUAUUUAGCUGUUUCUAAAGAUUAUAAAAAAACAGAAAAUAAUUAUGUAAUAUCCGAUAAUGUAAAUGAUGAAUUAAAAAUACUCCAACAAGAAAAAUUGGAAUUAGAGCAGCAAUUAAAAGAAGCUUUAAACAAACAACAUGAUGCUAUGUCUCAAGCACUUAAACUUGCUGAUCGAAAUGAGGAAUUGGAAAAGGAAUUAAAAGACAUAGAUUAUAUUGCAUUAGCAGUAGAAGCUGAUUGUAACUCAACAGUUAAAGAAAAUAAUAAAAGAGUUUUUAAAUUGCAGGAAAAAUUAGAGAAUGUAACGACAAGAGUACAUGUAUUAGAAGAUGAAUUAAGUACUGAGCAUAGAGAAGUACAAGAAUUGAGAACAAAUCUGGAGACAUGUAGAUUAGAGAAACUUAAUAUUCAACGAACUUUGGAAUGUACUUUAGAUGAAAAAAAGCAGAUGACUGAUAGAAUAAAUGAAUUAACUGUAAUUGAAAAAAAUUUAAAUGAUGAGAUCGAAAGAUUGGCUAAGGAAAAUGAAAAACAAAAACAAGAUAUUAUUCAAUUACAAUAUAGUAAUAAGUUAUUAAAAGAGCAAAUGAGUGCAAAAGAUAUAUUAUUAGAUAACAAUGGAACAAAUGAAACUAGAGAAAAAGGAAGAAAAAAUAAUUAUAAUAAAGAUUUUCAAGAGGUACAUAAAGAAACAAAGAUUUUUCAAGAUAUAAAUCAUGGACAUAACAAUAUAUUGAAACAAUUAGAUGGAAAAGAUAUUGAAACAAAUGUUGAUUUCUCUUCACAAAUUCGAGAAUUGAAAUAUCAUUUAAAUGAAAAAGAAAAUGCAUUGGAUAAAUUACAACAAGAGAAAAGAGAAUUAUAUCGUGAAAAAACUAAUUUAGAAACACAUUUACAAACUUAUAAAAAUGAACAUAAAACACCACAUCGACUUUGCAAACAUGGUGUUGUAUGUAAUUGUUCUUCUCUAGUUAUAAAAGAUAGCAAGAUAAAGGAUAUUAUUGAACGUCUGGAACAUGAACGAGAUAUUGCACGGGCUGAUAUCGAUCGUUUAAUUGAAGAACGUAAUGCAUUACGUGAAAGAUUAAAGAUAGCAACAGAAGCACAUACAUCUGAACAGCGUCAUUUAAGAGAAAAUUUGACUGAUGUUGAAACUCGACUGAAACAGAUAGAAAAGGAACGACAAGAACUUUUACUUACGCAAGGAACACGAAGAGCAACUAUAAAAGGACUUGAAGAUCAAUUACAAGAUCUACGAGAAGAGUUACGACGAACCAAACAAGAAUUAGGAACACAAAGAACACAAUAUUUUCAACUUCGCGCUCUACAAGAUCAAACGGAUCAAACAUUGGGAGAUGCUCAGAAUCAAUUAACACAAUCAGAAUCCGAAUUAAAUAAAGUAUUGGAUCGUAAUAAAACAAUAGAGCGACAAAAAUUACAACUUGAAAAUCAAAUAAAAGAUUUAGAAAAAGAAAUUAAUAAUUUUAAAGUGAAUAUGACACAUUUAGAUCAUGAAAAAGAUCAAUUAUUGAUGGUAUUGGAUGAAAAAACAGAAAAAAUAGCUGCUUUAGAAAAAGAAAUAGCAUUAAAAGGACAACAAAUAAUAGGAAACGAACAACAGAUUCGUGAUUUACAACACAAAAAUGAGAUGUGCGUGGAUCAAACCGCGGAUGCGAAUCGGCAAUUAAGGUCGAUACAACUGGAGAUGGAAAAUCUUCAACGACAAUUGCAAACUGUUUCGUACGAUCGAGAUAAUGCUAUCCAGGAAAAUCGACGAACUCAGGACGAUUUAGCUGCGGCUACUAGUGAAGUAAGAAAUCUGCAGCGCGAAUUAGAAACAUCUCGUGGCGAGUCGUUUGAUCUGAAGAGACAGCUUCAGACUUACGUUAGCGAGGUCCGCAGAGCUGAAGAACUUCUUAAUAGAAAGGAAAAUGAAAGAUCAGAAAUGUUGAAUCACUUUAGAAGUUUAAGUUUAGAGGCGACUGUUUUGGAAAAUAAUAAUCAUAGUUUAGAAUCUGAAGCAGCUGAGGCGAGAGGAGCGCUUAAAUCCGCCAGGGAUAGAUUAUUGGAUUUAGAACGACAAUUGGCGGAUAAAGAUAGCUUGAUAAGAGGCUAUGAAACUCAGAUUAGUGAAUUAACUCAAAAUGUGGCAAGUUUAGAAACACAGUUACGUCAGCAGGGAGAACAAAAGCAUAGAGCAGAAGCUGAUUUAACUGCUGUUAGAGAUCUAUGCAUGAAAUUGGAUGAACAAAAAGACACACUUAUGGCACAGUUAGACGAUAAAGAUUCGCUUAAAACACAAUAUGAUAUGCAAAUUGCUAAAUUAAAAGCGGAACAAGCUGUCAUUCAAGAUCAGAUGACUAAAGAUCGUGCGACAGUAGAACGCCUUGAGAUGUUAUUGGAUCAAGCAAGACAGGAAUCUAUAACUGCGCAAACUACUAAUCAGGAGCUUCAAAAUGAAAUGUCUAGAUUAAGACAAAAAAUGUCUGAACUUCAAACUAAAUUGUCUUCAGAAUCAACAAAACUUCGACAAUAUCAAACUCAAGCUGCAGAGUAUUCUAAACAAAUUAGUGAACUUCGUAGACAAGUUACAAAUGAAAGAUUUGAUCGCGCGAGAAAAGAAGAAGAAAAUCGUAGACCUUGUGAAGAAACUCUUGAUCCAUCUGUCCAAGUUCCAUGUCCAAAAUCUUACUUUCCUAUUGAAACAAAUGAAACAAAACACAGGUCUUUAAAUUCGACACCAGACAGUUUUAACGUAGAUUUAAAUGUGGUUAUAUAAAAUCAUUUAACCUAUCCUAAUCAAUAGAUAUUUGCAGAAUGAAACAAGCAAAGAAUACGAUGGACUGGCUGAAAGAAGCAGAAUGAAAAUAAUAAAUCCCGUCACUAUAUCACACUCGGGAUAUUUAAAUUUGCAAAACUACAGAUGCAAUGAUCAUACAAAACAUAUUCACUGUGAUGUUCCUUGCAUAAAUAUAAUUUUACGUUCAGAUUGUAAAAUGCAUUCCAGUCUGUAUAGUUAUCUACAAAAGGAAAAUGCGCAACAAGAGAUACAAAACGAGAAUGCACCAUUUUUUCAAAUCAACGAAAAUUCAAUGAAAGUUGAUUUUAAACCAUUAAAUACAUCUCAGUUUAAUUCGUUUAAUGGAAAAUAUAAUCAUACUACUUUUAAU